Messenger RNA from Verruconis gallopava, 5060 nucleotides. RefSeq lists its product as uncharacterized. Gene Ontology annotation, molecular function: double-stranded DNA binding; transcription coregulator activity; protein binding. Bases 383 to 4426 code for a protein of 1347 amino acids. Gene Ontology annotation, cellular component: nucleus. The transcript has 3 exons. The record is from RefSeq and is a predicted model, not a curated record. Gene Ontology annotation, biological process: regulation of transcription by RNA polymerase II. NCBI's taxonomy places the organism in Eukaryota, Fungi, Ascomycota, Dothideomycetes, Venturiales, Sympoventuriaceae.
CAGCUUCUCCGCACGAGAGACUCUGACUUUCCACCUGGACUUGCUGCGGACGGGCCCGUAUUACCACCAUCAUCUCUGCACCACCACCACCUCCGCCGCCGUUCGCCCUCUCGAGCCUCUUUCGAGAUCGCGAGGACUCAUUCCAGGACCCCCCCAGCCACUAGCGAUGGACGAGUAGUUAUCUCCAGCAAGCCACUCCGCAAGCUUUCGCCCCUUCGGUGUCCACCUCCGCACCGAAACCCUCCCGUGCUGUUCUUUCUCGGCCGCGCCUACGCGGCAGCAACCACAACGAAUCAAGUGCUACAGCCGCGUAGGCGACUUUGCUGCCGCUGCCAUCGUUUCAGCCGGCUGGCAAGUUCUACCUCAGCCCUUGCUACCGACAAUGUUCAACUCAAACUUUGCUUCACCGCCUGAUCUGCCGAGUCCGAACGCGAAUAUGUAUGAUGUGGACGGACUGGACGAGUCAUCUUUUGAUCUGGUCGAUGGCGCCAAUCCAACAUUUGACCCAAAUGACUUCCUGAACUCCGACCUUAUGUCGUCUCCCGCACCGACCACAGCGCAGUUGAAUUUCGGAUCUCCAGUCAUCUUUCAGAACAAGGCCGCGCAAAGCCCUUUGCCCCAAUUUCACCCCAGGUCCGUGGUGUCCUCCGCCUCGCCUGAGAGUUCUACACAGGACUCAUCUUCGGAUUCCUCCGGCCGAAGGAAGCGCAAGAGCCCUUCGGAGUCCUCGCCUGGUGCCGUGUUUGGAUCGUACCACUCGCAGAACGAGAAUUCAUGGUCUGAUCAGGGACUGGAGAUGGCAAGGGGAAAAAGGAGGCCCAAGCAUGAUUCCCCGGUCAUGAAGCAGGAGGACGCGAGUAUGGGAAUGCUGAACAAUUCAAUGACCCAGUCGUUCAACAUUAAAAGCGCUGCCAACAGUCCCCCCGCUGUUCCAGGUGCUCCUGCGUCGAAGACUUGGAGUAUCGGUACGCCAAGGUCUGCGGGCGAACAAGAUCUUUCAGCCAUGCCUUACAGGACCCGAUCGCCGGCUACGUUUCACUUCGGCAUCGGCAGUCGCGAUACCACUCCCCCUUCAGCUAUGCCAUUCGAUUCGACACAUAACACACCUUAUAUGAUGAUGAGAGAUUCGCCAGAUACAGAUCCACUGUCUUUCCCAGGUCGUACUCCGCUUGGCAGCAUGAUGGAUGGUUUCACCAUGUUCAGCCCUGCACCUGCCAUUCAAACCACUACAAAUAUGGGCACUGUUCGGCCUGGUGAUAUAGGCCGACAACAGAUUAGGCUCCACGUGUCACCACUCGGUCAAAAAUCACGAGUAGAGACGCAGAUUCCUAUAAAGCUAACCCUUGACCCAUUACCAGCCCACGUCAAGAAGAUGCACCUGCCAACCGAGACAAUCGCCAAAGCCAAAUUUCUUGCUAAAGAGACUCGCCCUUCACAUGAUACACUUGAGCUUUCCGCAAUGCUUGUUUGCACAAGUGCCAUGGAGAAACCGGAACACAAAGCUCAUGCCUUGCAGAUAGCUCGUGAAGGCUCGCAUCUCAAGCGGGGCGUUAAUCCACGACGAUCUUCGACCGGCGACACAAAGAAAGGCGGUGAGCUAGAUCUAAGCGAUCCUGACUCACCAAUGAAUGGUGGCCCGGUAAGAAUAUGUGAUAAUUGCGUAUCUCGUGAGCGGAAGCGAGCUGGUCGUAAGAAAGCGAAGAAGCAAGAAGACGAAGAACGAUGGUAUGAGUAUGAGCACGAUCGCAUUAUCAUGUUCAAUACAACCGAAUAUGUUGAGUUCCAUACUCCCACGCCAGCGAAAGAGCCUCAAUACGCCGAGAACGUCAGUUUCUCUCCAGAGGCGAAGCAAAUUGAUGCACCUAUGCGCAUAGUUUGCUAUUGUAGACAUCAACAAGAAAAGAUUGGUUUCCAGGUUAUUUUCACGAUAAAGGACUUUCAAGGACGCAUUGUGGCCCAAGUGAUGACGCAAUCCAUACUUAUAACUGACGACCAUAAAACACAUACGCACGGCGUCUCCAGCACACCUGGCCUGGCUGUCGUAGAUAGUGCAAACGUGAGCAUACCUAGUUUCAUACCAGGAGGGGCAGUGCAACCUCACGGCUUGCCAGGAAGAGCCUAUCAUUCAAGCACGAAUUUGGCUGGCCUAAGCAGCCAAAGUUUCUUCAACAAUAUCGGAAAUGCGCUCGCACAAGGUCAAAGAUCGGCGACAUCAAUGACACCACGAAAUCUGUCAAGGCCAGCAUCUCCAUCAGGCCACACUGGACCAAAAAAGAAGAGGAAGGGCUCAAGCGGCCAGCACAAGAUUCCUGCAGAUCUCAUGAUGACUCGUUCUGAUCAUGAACCAAUAACAUCGACUCCUACCGCAACAUCCACGUCUCAAGUAAUGGCCUCGCACGUUUCUCCAGAAAGUGGAAAUUUUGGUUUCGACACCAGCAUGUCCUUCGGCGGGUUGACACAACAGAAUACAUUCAACACAACUCCGCCAACGCCCGAUCCUUCCAUUCCUCAAACAGUCAACCACGAGAAAGGAGACAACUAUUUCUUCUCGGCACCAAAUUCUGCGCAUCCCAGCCGAGCGCCAAGUCCGACAUCCUUUGCUCGACAGCAGAUUGGCAUGUAUUCGAAUGCAGUAGCUGCAAAGCCAAAUGCCUUCAGUGGAAUACAGUUUGGUGCAAAUGAGUCACACCCCCCCCCAACCAUGUAUAAAAUUCGGCCUGAUAGGGGCCCAACAAGCGGCAACAUUGAAGUUGUGAUUCUUGGCAAAAACUUCAACCGCAAUCUCGAGGUCAUGUUCGGAGACAACAUCGCUACAGCUACAACAUUCUGGAACUCGGAUACGCUUGUUUGCUUAUUGCCACCUGCUGUGAACGCUGGGGCUGUGCCGGUUACCUUUGUGACAACUGACCAGCGAAGUUUCCUUCCGCCGAGCUCAUCCACGCUCAUGUUCACAUAUGUCAACGACGGCCAGCAAUCUCUUUUCGAGCUUGCCAUACGGCUUCAAUGUCAGGCGCAGACCGGUCAAGGUAGUGAUCAUCUACAAUACGCGCAGAAUCUAAUCAAUGCGUUGUCGCCCGGAAACAAUUUCACUGGAGGACAGGCCGGUGGCUUUAACGCCAACAUGUUGAGUACGGGCAACGCAGAGGAUUUAAUGUUAUCAAUUAUCAACAAAGUCGAUUUGAUCGAUAGUCCGUUCAAACCGUACUACGAACAUAGGACCGACAGAGGCUCAACAAUGCUGGCUGUUGCUUGCAGACUUGGCUACGAGAGGCUUGUUGCAGCACUCCUCGCGCGUGGAGCAGAUCCGGACGCUGCCGAUGUUGGAGGCUUCACGCCUUUGAUGCUGGCUGCGCUGUGCGGCCACGUUUCCAUUGUUCGAAGGCUAAUUUUGCGUGGGGCUGAUCCAGGCUUGCGGAACUUGCGCGGUAUGACAGCCGCAGAACUGGCGCCCACACCGGAGGUCAGACAGUAUGUGCGCCAUCGUCGCCAUUACAGAUCUGUUAGCGCAGGCAGUCUGUUCGUUCGCAGCAGAGCAAACAGUGCGACAUCAACCCGAUCUUUGUGGGGCCCACCUUCCUCCAGUGCUAGCAGUACAAUGUAUUCAACUGAAGAUGAGUCGGCUCUGGAAAGUGGAAAUGAGGACGAGAACGAUCAUAUAGUGCAUGUGUCUUUAUCAGCUCUUGCUUCGCGACGUCAAAGCCUCGCUGCUUUGCAAUCUCGUCGAGGAAGUGAGAUCUCGCGAACAGGCGCUGAUACCAUUCUUUCGACACCUGCGGCAGUUCCAAGCGAAAAUGCACCAGCGAAUACGAUUUCGAUGCUAACAGCGCUCCGCGAUCAGAUGACGGCACAGAUCAAUGCUUUGCAGCAGAAUUUGACGUCGAUGCAGCUCUCUGAUUUAUUGCAGGAGCAAGACUUGAGAGCCUUUGGCCGCAGGAUAAGCACAUGGGGACCUAUGAUGCGACGUGUCCCUUCGCCAAGAUCUGCUUCGCCAGCAUCUUCAGAGCCGCCGCCGCCAUAUCAUGAAGCAUGCCCUGAUAGUGCUGACCAGGACUUUGAUACGAAGCCUCCUGACGUGCUCGUCGCUGAAUCGAGUCAUUCUGCAUUCACUGCAACACUUCUGCCACCAUCAUCCGCACAUGACUCAACACUGCGACAGCGAGCAGCUGCAGAAAGCACAGCUGGUAAAGUUACAAUCGGAAAGACAAGUCCGACGGGCGUGGAAGCUGCAGAACUACGAAGAAUUCGCUUGGAGAGAUUGACUCCAGCAAAAUACGACAAAAAUUUGUGGUCAAUCUGGUUCCCACUACUCAUUAUUCUCGUGACAUGGUAUUUUUCCGGCUUGCAAGCUCCGCCCUUCGUGUCGUGGCUGAAGUCACUCAACGUAACUGUCACUGAGUCGUUCGGUAAGGCAUUCCCUGCGUUAUAAAAUGUUCCUGACCAAGUAGGUUUUGCUGCAGUGGAACAAUGAAAUUCAUCGUCCGGGAUUAUGUCUAUUCGCUAUUUCGCUAUUUGGUUCUUGCUGUAUUUACCACCUUAACAGUUGAAGUCUACAUAUAUGGUUAUCCCCAUAGCAUGGCGUUCUUGUAUCAUGAAUUGGAUGAUGGCAUCUAUAAUAUGAUAUGGAUGGCAUCGGGAUGGAGUUUAGUAUUAAUAGGUAUGGCUCCGGAAGAGAAAAGGUAAAAGGUGGCUUUGAAGUGACCUGGAAGAACUUGGGUUCUGUGUUGUGGAUAAUAUAAGUCUCCUGACAUUCGUUCAAUCUAUUUAAUGUUUCAACGUUUUAGCAAAGCAUGGCACGCAGAAAAUGGUUUGUUCACGUCAAAAUUGGUAUUUUUUUUAUCGUUACUGAUGUUAUGGAUUCAUCAGGUAGAUUAUUCUUGCAAUAUUGGGAAUGAGCAGGAGAAUCUUCGACACAUAACUUACUUGGUUUUUGUAUGUUUGAAAAAUACCGUUGUUGGAAAAAAGACUGGUAUCCUCAACGAUAGGAAUUCUUGUGCAGCAAAUCAUGCAUAAGAAUCGCCCUUGGUAUGAAAUUUUUACGUAAGGAAAUAGCUAAAUCUUGG